GGACAAUGGAGACCGAUCCAGGCAUCGAGCUCCCCGGAAUGCCCGCAUGUCUGCACCAUCGCUGGGGCGCUUCGUCCCAAGACGCUUCUUGCUGCCAGAAUACUUGCCUUAUGCUGGGAUUUUCCAUGAACGGGGACAGCCUGGCUUGGCCACUCAUUCCUCUGUCAACAGAGUUUUAGCAGGUGCUGUGAUUGGGGAUGGACAGUCAGCUGUGGCCAGCAACAUUGCCAACACCACCUACCGGCUCCAGUGGUGGGAUUUCACCAAAUUUGAUCUGCCUGAAAUCAGCAAUGCCUCUGUGAAUGUGCUUGUUCAAAACUGCAAGAUUUACAACGAUGCUAGCUGCGAUAUCUCUGCUGAUGGGCAGCUGCUGGCAGCCUUCAUUCCCAGCAGUCAAAGAGGCUUCCCUGAUGAAGGAAUACUGGCUGUGUAUUCUCUGGCACCUCAUAACUUGGGCGAGAUGCUUUACACAAAGCGAUUUGGCCCUAAUGCCAUUUCUGUGAGCCUGUCUCCAAUGGGCAGGUAUGUAAUGGUGGGACUGGCUUCCCGACGUAUCCUGUUGCACCCCUCCACAGAACACAUGGUUGCUCAAGUCUUCAGACUGCAACAGCCCCAUGGUGGAGAAACCUCUAUGAGGAGAGUUUUCAACGUUCUGUACCCAAUGCCUGCCGACCAGAGAAGACACGUCAGCAUAAACUCUGCUCGCUGGCUGCCUGAGCCAGGCCUGGGAUUGGCAUAUGGCACCAACAAAGGGGACCUGGUGAUUUGCCGACCAGAGGCCUUAAACUCUGGAGUUGAGUACCACUGGGACCAGCUGAAUGAGAAUGUCUUCACUGUGCAUUCCAGCAGCAGGAGCACCGAGCGGCCUGGAACCAGCAGAGCCACAUGGAGGACAGACAGGGACAUGGGCCUGAUGAAUGCCAUAGGCCUGCAACCCCGAAACCCCCCCACCGAGACUCAGACAGAGAGGGAGGUACAGGAGCAGGAAUCCGCCUCUGCAGGGACUGGGGAAGGUGAAGGUCCAGAAUAUGGGGCCGGUGGAGAGGAUGCCCUGAGUAGGAUCCAAAGGCUGAUGGCAGAAGGUGGCAUGACUGCUGUGGUCCAGCGGGAGCAGAGCACCACCAUGGCGUCCAUGGGCGGCUUUGGCAACAACAUCAUUGUGAGCCACCGGAUCCACCGCAGCUCUCAGACAGGUGCAGAGUCCACCGGAGCUGAGGGCGCAUCAGCACAGCAGUCCACCUCGCAGCAGCUGGCAGCUGAGCUGGAGGGACGGAUCCUUUCGGAGUCUAUGCAGCUGUCAGAGCACGGUCUGAGCCCGCGGACAGGCCCUAGCGGGAGCGAAGGACAAAGCGCUGGUGAUCUGGACCUGCCAGAGCAGGCCCAGUCCUCCAUGGACACUGAGGGACCAAUUGAAUACAGUGACCUAACUAAUAAUAACCAUCUUCCUGACAGUACCAACUUCUAUAGUAAUGACAGCACCAGUGGGGAGUCGCGGAACAGGUAGAGAUGAGUUGUGUGUUGGUGCUACCCUUGUACUGCUCAGCAGAGACCUGUACCUCACAGCUGGCCAGGAGCUGGAAGAGUAGAGACGGGUGGCUCUGACGGGAUGCUGGUGGUUUAGAGGGCUUCUCUGUUGUGGGUGAGUGGGAAGGGAUAAGAACUUCAAGGGAAGCCAUGGGGAAGAAAGCGUACUUAACUUCUCACAUUCCCGCUGCUGAAGAGUUAACAGGAAUAUGAACCAUACUGGCUGCACCUCAUGCAGAUUUUGAAGCCCCAUGGGAUCCCUUGAGCUCAGCCUUAAGCCUGCAAUUCGGUCAGUGUCAUCCUUUGUAGAGCUUCUUUCCUUUCCUCUUUCCUGCCCUUUUAUGCCCAGGGGCUAAUCAGUAGAGCGAAAAAGGGAAAGGGGCUUGCAGCAUCCUUCUGGAGACAGGCAGUCCUACCAGGCGAACCUGGGCGUGAUGCUCCGGCUCUUGCUGGAGUGGAGGAGUCUUCCAGUCCACAGUCCUGCUCCAUGGCACAGCGCUGCUCGCUCACCCUCAGAGCAUGGUGUUCUGGGACCUGUCCUGCCUGCACUAUGAUCUUUUCUGGGAAGAGCUGGGCUUUGCCAAAACCUGCAUGGCACAGAAUCUGCUCAGAGGUGGGGAUCUUUCCUUUUUAGAGAGUUAGUUUAGUACUUGGCAGGAACCUAAGCAGAGCUGCUCUAUAGAUGGGUAGAGGGACAGGGGCUACUGCUCUCUAGUCAGGAUGCAGUUCACACAAGGAUGUUCUAAGCCAUGCCAAUAUUAAUGUGAAUGAGCCAUCCCAGUGAUUUCAUGGUGCCAGGACUGAGCUGCACCUCCUUGGCAGGGGGCAGGAAAUGUCUUUCAGCUCCAGGUCAGGGUGUGAGGUAUGGGUCUGUGAUGUAAGGUGUUGCAUGUGAAAUCUUGACCUUGUACAUGUAGUU
Messenger RNA from Tauraco erythrolophus (red-crested turaco), 2443 nucleotides. The record is from RefSeq and is a predicted model, not a curated record. NCBI's taxonomy places the organism in Eukaryota, Metazoa, Chordata, Aves, Musophagiformes, Musophagidae.